Molecule: messenger RNA, 7212 nt
Organism: Clarias gariepinus (North African catfish)
Lineage: Eukaryota; Metazoa; Chordata; Actinopteri; Siluriformes; Clariidae
Gene: otud7a
Product: OTU deubiquitinase 7A
Exons: 13
Coding region: 628-3441 (937 amino acids)
Biological process (GO): protein K63-linked deubiquitination; protein K48-linked deubiquitination; protein K11-linked deubiquitination
Cellular component (GO): cytoplasm; nucleus
Molecular function (GO): K63-linked polyubiquitin modification-dependent protein binding; zinc ion binding; cysteine-type deubiquitinase activity
Source: RefSeq, a predicted model, not a curated record
UCGCUAAUUUAAUUUUAGCUGUGGAAAUGUUGGUCAUCAGUAAGAAAAUAUGCAGAUACGGUGAAUCACUGCCUGAGACAAUGUUGUCGACUUUCUUUUACUUGUGUAUUGGUGAUGCUGUUUCAUAUCCUGUGGAAAAUAACGUUGGGCAGUGAGCUCGAUCACAGUGUGGUGCUGGAGCUGUUUGUGUCUUUAUCUCUCUCACUGGUUGUCCAACCUAAUGUUGGCUGAAAUCGCUCAUUUUCUUCUAUCUCCGUGGAUGAGGACUAAAAAAAAAAAACAUGGAGAGUUGCAGUCCAAAACAUUCAGGUCUGACUGUUACCUGAAGGCUAUCCUUUCGUAGAAAACAUGGAUUAAAGAAGAAGAGUGUGUGUGAGUGUGAGUGUGUGUGUGAGUGUGAGUGUGUGUGUGUGUGUGUGUGUGUGUGUGUGUGUGUGUGUGUGUGUGUGUGUGUGUGUGUGUGUGUGUGUGUGUGUGUGUGUGUGUGAAGGACAGCUUCUGGAUCAAACCAUGGUGGUGAGGUGGCUGAAGACGUUGCGCUAAAAAACGAACAAAAAAUGAGAGCGUGAAGCUCUGGCUACCACAAAGGCCACUGCUGCAGGCUGGACAGCGCAGCCACAUGAUCACAUGACUCUGGACAUGGACGCGGUCCUGUCAGACUUUGUUCGGUCCACAGGGGCUGAACCUGGUCUGGCACGUGACCUGCUGGAGGGUAAAAACUGGGACCUGAGCGCUGCUCUGAGCGACUACGAGCAGCUGCGGCAGGUCCACACUGCCAACCUGCCGCAGGUAUUUAACGAGGGUCGUUACUACAAGCAGCCGGAGCGCAGUGGCACCCCCCAGCACCUCAACAAGCUGGAGCAAUGCCUGCAAAAGCAAGAAGAGAACACUCAGGAGAAGCGCCUCUCUCGGGGUAUCUCACACGCCAGCUCUGCCAUCAUGUCUCUGGCACGUAUGCACGUGACAGGCGAGUGCACCAGGGAGCAGUUGCCUCUCGAGAUGCCCAUCUACACCUUCCAGCUACCCGACCUGAGUGUGUACAGCGAGGAUUUCCGCAACUUUAUCGAGCGUGACCUCAUUGAGCAAUCCACCAUGGUGGCGUUGGAGCAGGCAGGCCGUCUGAAUUGGUGGUCCACCAUAUGUACAAGCUGUAAAAAGCUCCUGCCGUUAGCAACUACUGGGGAUGGCAACUGCCUGCUCCAUGCUGCUUCCUUAGGAAUGUGGGGCUUCCACGACAGAGAUCUGGUUCUCCGGAAGAGCCUGUAUGCCAUGAUGAAGAACGGGGCAGAAAGAGAGGCUUUGAAGAGGAGGUGGAGAUGGCAGCAGACGCAGCAAAACAAAGAGUCAGGGUUGGUGUACACAGAGGAAGAGUGGGAGAGGGAGUGGAACGAACUGCUGAAGUUGGCCUCCAGCGAGCCUCGAACACAUAUCAGCAAAAAUGGCAACACCAGUGGAGGGGUGGAUAAUUCAGAGGACCCUGUCUAUGAGAGUCUGGAGGAGUUCCAUGUGUUUGUGUUGGCACAUGUGCUGAGGAGGCCCAUCGUGGUGGUGGCUGACACCAUGCUCCGAGACUCUGGGGGAGAAGCUUUUGCACCUAUUCCAUUUGGAGGGCUCUACCUGCCCCUGGAGGUUCCACCCAACCGAUGCCACUGCUCUCCACUGGUGCUGGCAUAUGACCAGGCUCACUUCUCUGCACUGGUUUCUAUGGAGCAGAGAGACCAGCAGAGAGAGCAAGCUGUCAUCCCUUUGACAGACUCUGAGCACAAGCUUUUAGCCCUGCACUUUGCAGUGGACCCUGGCAGAGACUGGGAGUGGGGAAGGGAUGACAACGACAACACCAAACUGGCAAAUCUUAUCCUCUCGUUGGAGGCGAAGCUAAACCUCCUGCACAGUUAUAUGAAUGUAACAUGGAUUCGAAUACCGUCAGAGACACGAGCUCCACUUGCUCAACCGGAGUCGCCCACUGCAUCGGCAGGUGAGGAUGUCCAGUCACUGGCUGAAUCAAUGGACUCGGACCGUGAGUCUGUCUGCAGCAAUUCCAACCUCAACAAUGGCAAGACCAGUAAAGAGAAAGACAAGGACAAGCAGCACAAGGAGAAAGACAAGGCUCGUGCUGACUCAGUAGCCAACAAGCUGGGCAGCUUUAGCAAAACUCUAGGUAUCAAGCUGAAGAAGAACAUGGGUGGCCUGGGUGGUCUGGUACAUGGCAAAAUCAGCAGGUCCACUAUAACUAAUGGUCGUGCUGUAGAGAGCAGUGAACAGAAGCCCAAGAAGAAGGACUCCAAAACACGCAAAGAAAGCAAAGAGGAGUCAGGCCAGUCUACCAGCACAUCGUCCUCAGAGAAAGCAACAAGUCCAUCUCCUACUGACAGAGCUUCAGGUAGCUCCUCUGGAGAAAAACAGGCCAGUUCCGGCAAAAACCCAGAUGAGCGGACUCUGGAUAACUGGAAGUACAGCACAGAUGUCAAGCUGAGUCUGAACAUCCUUCGUGCAGCCAUGCAAGGAGAGCGUAAGUUCAUAUUCGCCGGUCUAUUGCUAACCAGCCACCGGCAUCAGUUUCAUGAAGAGAUGAUCAGCUACUACCUGAGCAGUGCACAGGAGCGCUUCAGCACUGAGCAAGAGCAAAAGAGGAAAGCUGAAGCUGAGAAAAAGCCCCAGACCAACGGCACCCUCAAGAAGCCUGAACAAGAGAGCACAUUCCAGAGAGAGCGCUCGGACAGCUCUCCGCCCGAGAGCUGCUCACCUGUUCUGCAUCCCAGCCAUAUCCAUACACUAAAGGGCCAGGGGAGGAAUAGCCCUACCCUUGCUGCUUCCCCAAUUCCCAUCCCUAAUGCAAACUCGACUUCUGUCCCUUGCUCGUCCAUGUCACCCGUACCCUUCUCCUCCCCUAUUCAAGGUGCUAAGCGACAGGAACCCAUCCCGGUGUCUGCCCACUAUAGCCAUACACCGCCCAUCCAGAGGCACAGCGUCAUCCACCUGCGAGAUAGCAACACACAAUCCUCCAGUUACCAGGACGAACCCUAUAAAAUUCCAGUGGGGACGCUAAAGACCUGUGCCACAUAUCCGCAGCAGAACCGCUCACUGUCUUCUCAGAGCUAUAGUCCAGCACGCAUUCGCGCUGUCCAUGGUGGAGAUUCCCAGCCAUACAGCAUGGCUGGGGAGCACAAAUCCCACACCUACACCAACGGCUUUAAUGCAAGCCAUAUUCGGGACAGUCUGGAGUUUGCUGAUGAAGAACUCACACCCCACUCCUGGCUCAGCCAUGACAAAUCCAAGAUCCGCAGUGGAACCUGCCCCAUGUACUGCUCUCAGCAGAAGCGCUGCAAGAGGGAGAACUGCUCGUUUUAUGGCAGGCCAGAGACAGAGAACUACUGCUCCUAUUGCUACAGAGAGGAGCUGAAACGCAGGGAAAGGGAGGGUAAAGGCCACCGGCCUGGAUAGCCCUGCUCAUACACACACAUGCAGUUUUACACUGGUAUGUGUGUGUGCCAUUAAAAGAGCAGUGACAUCAUUACCCUCUGCAUUAUGCGAGUAAUAGACAAAUACUGGCAUAUCGUUUUCUAAUCUAUUUAAGAAUGAUCUCCUUGUAUUCUUGUUACCUUUCUCUCAAUAGCAAAAUGACACUGCAAUUUACAGCUUUGGCCAGAGAUUGUGCUGUCAUUUUAUUUGUUGGUUUGUCUUUUUUGUCUAAAUUUAAAUUCUUUUACUUGUUCUAGAGUAAAAGCUCAUGUCUGUGCAUUUUGCUCAGUCUGUAAUAUAAAGUUUCUAGUUCUAGCUGAAAGAGCUGUAAAAUCAUAUGUCAGUCUCCUCUGAGCUCUCCAAAAGCUACUGGGUAACUCAUCUGAAUGCAAUACUUUCAAUCAAUAUCUCAAUAGCAAGUAACAUAUUUUUGCUUUGGAAAUAAUUAGAAUGGGAGGAACAACCACUGAUAAACGCGGAAGUUUUUUAAAAAGCAAUAAGUUUGGUAAUGAGCGCAGUCCCUCCCCUUUUUAUCUAUGCAUUCUUAAUGUCAGCCAUAGUGUAUUGUCUUUGUGCAAAAAUGAGUGUGUUUUUAUCUGCCUGAGUGUCAGAAGAUUGUACUGAAAUUUCAUUUGUGGCAAAUCAAAGUGUGCUGCAUGGUGUGUAACAUGCUUUUGAUUGUGCAGCACAUGACUGGACCUUGUGUACAUCGGUUUGCAUUCCAUUUAAACUCUCCCCGGUACCAUCUGAUGCAGUACAGUGCCAUUUAUUCCUAGCUGUGUUUUGCAAUAUAUCGCAUUCUUGGUAGCAAAUGGCUUCUGUAAAAUAAACUACUACUACUUGUGACAAAUUUAUACAAUGCAAGAGUAACAAUAUAAUGGAAUACAAACCUUUAUACACCUCUGUAGUGUAGUGGACUAAACGUGAAAGCAAGUGGAAAUCUGUGAUCUUUGUCAAUGUUGGUUACACAUUGGUGUGUUUUAGGUAAUCGCUGUUGCUCAUCACUUGUUCUGUAACCCACAAGCACACACAUACACACACUCAUGCCAGGCUAUCAACAGGACCACAUGUGUUUGCCCUAAAAAAAUAUGUGCCAAAAAUUGUUAAAUAUUUUAAAUUCUCAGGUAUUGUGUUAAAUGUGUGUAGUAGUGAAAUCCGCAAUUGAAUAACUUUAAACAAAAUUUUAAAUCACACCAGUGUGUUAGAACAAAUUUUGAUUUAAAAAAUCAUUAACAUGUAGAAAUGGCAGGUGACCAUUGAUUUUGGUGAGACAGGGGGACCUUAAUAACCCAUCUCAUCAAACCAGGUGUUAAGUCACAUUGUGGGUGGUGGAAGGUUGGCAUGUUUUCAGAUUCCUGGUUCAAUAAGCCCCAUUUAAAAUUCAAGUUUAUUACUGUAUCAUGUCCAGUUGCAGAGAUACAUCCAUUGCGAGUUUGUUUAUGAGGAGGACUUUAAAUUAAAUUUAAAAUAACAAGAAUAAAUCAACAGAAAGUCUGUUUUUAUAAAAUUUAAAUAAGGAUUCAGUGAUAUAAUAAGAACCUCAGCCUCAUUUUGACACCAUGAUUUCCCCCAAAAAAAGUUUUUAAACUGGAAAAUUCAUGUUUUUCUAUGACAACUGGGUUGUCAAUCAAAUGUUGUUUAAAGUAAGUUAAAACAAAGUUUAGGAUUAAAACAUUCUCAAUUCUGUUGAAGGAAAAUGUUUCUCACCAAAAUUGAAAAAAUUAAUUAUUAAUCCUGAUGAAUUUUAUGAUGGGUCACAUCAUGGGUCAUAAAACCAAGUACAGUUAUAAUGAUUUCUGUUUGUGUCAGGAAUAAAAAAAAACAGGAAAAAAAUCCUAGACAUGAAUCGGGAUCACUAAUGAUAAAGUUGGAACAGACACACCACAGAAGUGAGAUAAACACAACCAUACAACCAGAAUUUAACUACACACACACAAAUCAAGGACAAAUGCGUAAUAGGUGAUGUGAUGAAGGGCAUGUAAAUGUGAGCGUGACACAAAGGGGCUGGUGGUGGUUGUAGUCCUAUACUAAUAAUAGCUCUCCAAAGACACAUUAACAACCUAGCUAAUUCUAUAGAUAACUAUAUAAAAAAAACUGCUGAUUAAACUUGCUAAAUAAAUCGUUUCUAAUCAGGGAUGGACUGAAAACUAUGGACUAAAAGAUGGCAGUGUUCAUUUUGAUAACUUGCUUUCAAAUGAAAUAAACUAUAUAUUUAAAAAAAAUAACUGUUUAAUGUAGUAAUAGAAGUACAAGUGGAACAGCAACAGACAUGGAAGAGGUAAAAUUAUUAACCUGUCCGCUGCUCCACCUCCACUGACAAACAAUGCAUUUCUAAAACAAGCAUGGGGCAGAGUUAGUGUUGCCUCAAUGGGCCUCAGUCCAUGCUUUUUGUAGAUGCCAUUUUGACCACUAAGUGCAAUAAUAACUAUGGAAAACUACAGUAAAUGUCAACCGAGCACAUUGCUCCAAUAUUGCAUCCUGUCAAAAAAAAAAUGGGCAAGUCGAUAAAAUUUGUUUAUAUCUUUUAAAAGCAACAAUUAUUAGUCACUCAAAAGCGGCCGGUCAUAUUACACCAACUAUUGCAACAGAUAUAUUUGGUUGGGUUCUGCCACCAUUAUUAAUAAGAGAAGCAAAGGUGUUAUAUAAAUGAUGGAGAAAGCCACAUCAUAGCAGGCACCUUCUAACUCUAAAACUUAACUUGCUAGGAAGGCCUUGAUUCCUCUGCCAUUAAAAGCACUAGAAGACCUGACUGUAUCAUUACUGCUAACCCCUAUGUCUAAACAUGGGCAAAGUAAAAUCCUCACCUAGGGCUUCUCUCUAUCAGACGGGUGAUGAACGCGGGAGCAUUACUCACAGGUUUCUGGUGUGCAUUGUAACAGUGAAUAACCAUGGUCACACUCAAUGUGUCUGUCUCCUGGAUUCUGUGUUUUUUUUUCCUACUGAGUUUUCUUCCUCCUUCCUUCUAUGCCCUCCUCUUCCUUCUUUCUAUGCGACAGAAACAUGGACUUGCACAGUCUUAGAUUUGUAAAAUAUGAUUUUACGUUUAUUUGACAGUUUUACACUAAAUUAUUAAUUUGCACAUUAAGUACUGAUGUAAAGAGAAGGAGGAAACAGGAAAAGAACAUAACAAGAUUAGUUUGUUGUCUGUGCCUUCUUUUUAUUGUAUGCAAGUAUGGUAGAGUGUGUGGGUGUUUAUGUGUAUGUUUUCCUGUGUAUGUGUGUGUCAUUAUAUGCAGUGUCCUGUAAUUUGAGCUAUGACGAGUGGCGGUUUGGGUCAAUACAAGUUCCCAGAUUAGAAUGUCCGCUUGCUCAUAUAAUUGAUCACAUGGAAAGAAAAAAGACUACAGCAGCACAUACCCGGUGCAUUUUGACUCAUAAUCCUGCAGGAUUCCAGUUCAUGUCUGUCAACUACAGUUAAGAAAUGACACUCAGCAGCUGUCUUAGAGGUCACCUGCCUCACAACUGCCCUGUGGCUCAGUAGCUGACAAUAAACUCUUUUCUCCAUGUCAUGCUCUGUGCGUAAAUCCACAUUCCAAACGUGCAUAUGGAAAACAUGGAUGGAUUGGAAUUUAAGACCCAAAGCUAAAUAACACAGUGGAAUAUAGUGUCUUUGUUCUGAAACGCGUCCUUGCUUUUGCACCAGGGCCUCAGUUUGAUUGGGUUUGGUCACUUGUCUCGCAGCCUAAUAUGCUAACUCAGAGUUAGUAGAAGAACCAGAAUAACAGGCUUAUGCACUCACGUUACAAACGCACU